GCCGUGUCCCCGCAGCGGCUGAGGGGGCGCCGUGCCGUGUCCCCGCAGCGCUUGGCCAUGGCUGCGCUGUGGGACGACGUGGUGCGGGACGAGGCGGCCGUGCGGGAGGCGGCGGCGGCGGCCGUGGACGCGGCGCUGCUGGAGGGAGUGCUGAUGCGGACGGCGGGCGAGCCCAACGCCUCGGACGUGGUGACUUACGCUCCCUUCACGCUGCUGCCGUCGGCGGUGCCCAGGGCCCUGUUUGAGCAGGCGUAUGCUGUGCAGCAAGACUUCAACCUGCUGGUGGAUGCCAUCAGCCAAAACAAGGAGUUCCUGGAGCAUACUCUGGCCAGCACCAUCAAGGUAGACGACUUCACAGCUCGGCUCUUCAGAAUCCACAAGCAAGUUCUGGAGGAAGGCUUGGCUCAGUCUGUGUUUCUAGGCAUAAACCGCUCUGAUUACAUGUUUGACCGUGGGCUGGACGGGACCCCAGCUCUGAAGCAGAUCGAGAUAAACACCAUCGCUGCCAGCUUCGGGGGCCUCAUCUCCCGCACCAUGGCUGUCCAUAGGAGGGUGCUGCAGGUGCUGGGCAGGUGGGAGGAGGCGUCACGGCUGCUGCCCAACCAGCCGGCUGCGGGGCUGGCCGAGGGCAUCGCCACGGCCUGGCAGCUCUACGGCUCACCCAGUGCUGUGGUGAUGUUUCUGGUGGAGGAAGACCAGAGGAACAUCUUUGACCAGCGAUGUGUGGAGAGUGAGCUUUGGAGCAGGAAGAUCCGUGUGAUCAGGAAGCGAUUCAGAGACGUGUUUGAGAAGGGCUCCCUGGAUGCUGCCAGGAGGCUGUUUGUGGAUGGCCAGGAGGUAGCAGUCGUGUACUACAGAGAGGGCUACGUGCCCCAGAGCUACAACCAGCAGAACUGGGAGGCCAGGCUGCUGCUGGAGAGGUCGAGGGCGGUGAAGUGCCCUGACAUUGCCACACAGCUGGCUGGCACCAAGAAGGUGCAGCAGGAGCUGAGCAGGGCGGGUGUGCUGGAGCAGCUGCUGCCCACGCAGCCCGAGGCCGUGUCGCGGCUCCGACAAACCUUCACCGGCCUCUACUCGCUGGAGCAGGCAGGGCAAGGAGCUGGUGCUGAACAGGGCAGCCGGGCACCUGCUGCGGACCAAGGCCGUGGAGCAGGCGGAUGGGGGGGUGGCAGCGGGGGUGGCUGUGCUGGACACCCCGUACCUGCAGUGAGCAGCUCCCCUGCAGCCCCAGGCCUGGGCUCCUCCUGCCCAAAGCUCCUGUGUGCCAACCUCAGCUUCUCCUCUGCCGUGCCACGGCCCUGCUGGGGGCCAGCCUGGGGGCAGGGGGCUGUGCAGCACAGCUGAAGGGAUGAGGUACCCCCCAGGCACUGCUCCCAGCUUCCUGCUCCGUGCUGCAGCGUUUCUGGACACACACAAACCCCAAAGGCUGGAGACUGGGAGGAGAAAGGUGGAGGUGCAGGUACCAGCCUUCAGCUGUGGGCUGUGUCCCCCAGUGCCUUGGUGCUCUCCAGCUGCUCCUGCUCUCUCCAGCCCUCCUUCAGCUGCAGCUCUGAUUUCCACUGCUCCCUGUGCCUGAGGCUCCUCAGGGCCCUUGCUCGAGUUACAGCUGCCCUGGGGGGAUUUGCCCAAGGGCCUCUUGCUCACUUUUGCUUUGCUCAGCUCCUGCUCUGCUGGCCCAGGUGCUGCUGCCCCUGGGUGCCCCUGUGUCACAGCUUUAGCCAGCAGAUCCCCACGUGUUGGUGUAGGAAUCCCUUGGGGACUGUGGCAGAUCCCAGGGCCUGGGAGCUGUGUCACCCGCCCUGAGCCUCUGCCAGCAUGGGAAGGAGCCCUGUCUCAGUAAAGGGCUCUGUGGGUGGGAGCAGGAGCAGGGCUGGAGGAAGCAGAGGGACUGGCCCAGCAGCCCCAGCCCUUUUCUCUGGGACCAGCAGCAGGGGAGGGUGAGAUGUGUCUCCCUCUGGGUUUCAUGGGCUGGAAGCAGUGCUGGGUGGGGGUGGGGGGUGGUUCUCCUUCCCUGGGUUCUUUUGCCUCUUCUUCCAGCCUCAGUCCGUCUCAGCUGAGCCAUUCAGGGGCUGCAGCUUUGUGGCAGUGCCCUGGGCUGGGGCCCAGGCUGCCUCUGCAGUGCCAGCAGAGCAGCAGCUGCCCUUCCUGGGGCACAGUGGUGCUGAGGAGGAGCUCAGCACCCUGUGGGGCCUGUGGCUGACAGCCAGGCUGCUGCCUGUUCCAGCAGCAGGGGCAGAGCUCAGGGCUGGCAGUGACUGCCCUUCCUGGGCUGUUUGGCUGGGGGGUUGAUUGCCCCAGCCAGAGAAUAAAAGGUUUGUGCAAUCUG
Colius striatus (speckled mousebird) is the source of this 2326-nucleotide messenger RNA. It is a transcript of the gene GSS, whose product is annotated as glutathione synthetase. Gene Ontology annotation, cellular component: cytosol. Gene Ontology annotation, molecular function: glutathione binding; glutathione synthase activity; ATP binding. NCBI's taxonomy places the organism in Eukaryota, Metazoa, Chordata, Aves, Coliiformes, Coliidae. Bases 58 to 1344 code for a protein of 428 amino acids. The transcript is spliced from 10 exons. The record is from RefSeq and is a predicted model, not a curated record. Gene Ontology annotation, biological process: glutathione biosynthetic process.